CUCACAAUCAGGUUUUCACGCUGAAUCAUAAUCGGAGGGCAUUAUCCGAAGGCUUUCCUGCAUGGCAUCGCGUCAACGACUAGUUCUUCCGUUUUCAUUAUGCCCGACCUUGGGGACUCACCGAGUAUUGAUUCCGAGUAUUGAUUGUCGUUGUACAGUCGUCGACGGGCCGCGCCUGUCAUUCAGCUUGAUUAUAAUUAGAUCGUACUUGAUGUCUUUAGGGCUACGUCGAUCAGGGGCGUACUAUUCCCACUGGGCUAGCGAUAACCUGCAUAUUUUUACACGGCUCUGGGAACGAGAACGUACCGGGGCCAACACGGCUAUUCCAAGCGAUUCCAAUGUGUUUCUCCUCGUAUUGUAGCUUGGAUUCAAACGUCCGUAGGGAGGGCUGUAUCCGGAGUCCGCAGUAACGCUGAAUCUCGCUGAGAGAUGCGACGGUCUACAGUGCUACACUGAGCUG
This is a messenger RNA of Rhodofomes roseus, 460 nucleotides long. RefSeq lists its product as uncharacterized. The coding region runs from base 62 to 361 and encodes 99 amino acids. NCBI's taxonomy places the organism in Eukaryota, Fungi, Basidiomycota, Agaricomycetes, Polyporales, Fomitopsidaceae. The record is from RefSeq and is a predicted model, not a curated record. The transcript has a single exon.